Molecule: messenger RNA, 1662 nt
Organism: Henningerozyma blattae CBS 6284
Lineage: Eukaryota; Fungi; Ascomycota; Saccharomycetes; Saccharomycetales; Saccharomycetaceae
Gene: PEX29
Product: Pex29p
Exons: 1
Coding region: 1-1662 (553 amino acids)
Biological process (GO): peroxisome organization
Cellular component (GO): peroxisomal membrane
Source: RefSeq, a predicted model, not a curated record
AUGGAUUCAGUAAAGAGUUUUUUUGUAAAAGAUUCUGAUUCAGAUAGUAUUUCUCAUGGUAAUCAUUACCAUAAAGGACAUAGCAAUGAACAUAAAAAACGGCCACGGUCUAGUUCAAUACUACAAACCCUAACAAUUCCAGAAGAUGAUGAAAAUGAUCUCGAGCAAUCUUCAAUCGAAGGAUAUAAUCCUAGUCCCGGUCUUCAGAAGUUGGUAACCGAUACUCUUGUAGAAAGAAUAUUGAAAAUGGCGUUACCUCCUUCUACCGAACUAGGAGCACAAGCUUUGGAACAUAGAAUUGAGGCUGGUAAAGUACGGCCAAGAUUGUCAAUGCCUGUCAUGAGCAGAAAUUUUAUACAGGCAAAUUCAAGGUUUGGAGCCCCAUUCAUGUUUAUCGAUGAGAUAAUAAAGAUUUUCAAUUGGGAUAAUCCAGCAUAUACUUUAUCAGUUCUCUCCAUUUAUUCAUUUGCUAUAUUACAACCAGUAACCAUUUUAUCUUCAAUACCCCUAUUUUACAUUUUAUUUGGUAUAAUGGUCCCUCAAUAUUUAUAUAUUCACAAACCAGAUCCUGAUCAAUAUUUAGAAUCAAACCCCACCCCUGCAUUCGGUCCUCCUUUAAGAGCACCUCAUAUCCCCAAGCCAGCCUCAGAAUUAAGCCAAGAAUUCGUAAUAAAUUUAACCGAUUUACAAAAUCAUAUGGUUUUAUACGUCCAGAUUUAUGAUUUUUUUGCUAAUAUUUUGGAAAAUUUUGCAUAUUUCACUGAUGAUCAAAAAUCCACUGUAGCAUUCAUUCUCAUAUUGGUAAUUGGCGUACUAAAUUUCUUCUUUUCAGAUAUCAUUAUUAAAUAUAUACCUUAUAAAUUAAUUCUACUAAUAUUUGGCUGGGCACUAGCAAUUGUAUUACAUCCAUUUUACAGAGAUCGCAUAUUUGCCAAAAUUCAUUCAGAAGAGGCAAGAAUUAGAAUUCUUACGUUUACAAACAGAUAUGAAGAAUUUUUAGAAAGACACUUAAAAAGUUCUGAACCAAGAGAACAUAGGUUUGCACAAAUAUAUGAAAUUCAAAAGCUAAAAGAUAAGUCAAAAACUUGGAAACCAAUUGGAUUAAGCAAUUCAGACUAUACUUUAUUUUCGAAAUUAAGAAUAAAUGGUUUAGAUAUUAAAGAUUAUGUGGUUCAAACUUUAGAUGAAAUCCAACCACCAGAAGAAUGGGCAUGGAUGGAUGGUAAAAGUUGGGUACUAGAUUUAACUCCUUCUGAAUGGGUAUCAAGAGAAUUUAUUAAUGCUAUUGAUAUUGAUUCCGAAACAAAAUGGGUGUAUGAUAUUGAUAUCGAUGGUAAUAGAACUAGUUAUAGAAGAAGAAUGUGGGUCAGAAUGUGUGUUCGAGAAAUGGAUGCAGAUGUUGAUACAAAAGAAAAAGUAGUAGAUGAUAUUGACGAAAUAGCUGAUGCAGAUACCUCAUUUGGUAGUGUAAGAGGCAUAACUAAAAGAUCAAUGUCAGGGAAUUAUCAAAUCCUUAACCCAAAUGCUAAUAUACAAUUUGAUAAGGAAAGUCAUAUUGGUGAAUUACCUAGUAGAAAGAAUAGAUCAAGUUCUAGCUCGCUCGAGGCUGUGUCUGUUACCUCUCUUGAUUCUGUUACAGACAUUUUUAACUCUACACUUUAA